Messenger RNA from Equus quagga, 1839 nucleotides. It is a transcript of the gene DPP7, whose product is annotated as dipeptidyl peptidase 7. Gene Ontology annotation, biological process: proteolysis. The record is from RefSeq and is a predicted model, not a curated record. The coding region runs from base 53 to 1531 and encodes 492 amino acids. Gene Ontology annotation, molecular function: serine-type exopeptidase activity; dipeptidyl-peptidase activity. Lineage: Eukaryota; Metazoa; Chordata; Mammalia; Perissodactyla; Equidae. The transcript has 13 exons. Gene Ontology annotation, cellular component: vesicle.
CGCCAGUCAUGUGACACUGCUCACGUGACCUGCCACUGCCGGCAAAGCAGACAUGGGCGCCCAGCCCUGGGUCCUGGCCCUGCCCCUGAUGCUGGGGCUGUGCAGCCUAGAGGCCAGAGCCCACAGAGUGACAGAUCCCGACUUUCAGGAGCUCUACUUUGAGCAGCUCCUGGACCAUUUCAACUUCGAGAGGUUUGGCAACAAGACCUUCCUCCAGCGGUACCUGGUGUCAGAGAAGUUCUGGAAAAGAGGCGAGGGGCCCAUCUUCUUCUACACCGGCAAUGAGGGGGACGUGUGGUCCUUUGCCAACAACUCGGGGUUCAUCCUGGAGCUGGCGGCACAGCAGGCAGCCCUGGUCAUCUUUGCAGAACACCGCUACUACGGAAAGUCACUUCCGUUUGGCAAGCAGUCCACGCAGCGCGGGCACACAGAGCUGCUGACCGUGGAGCAGGCGCUGGCCGACUUCGCCAGGCUGCUCCGGGCGCUGCGGCAGGACCUUGGGGCCUGGGACGCCCCCGCUAUUGCCUUCGGCGGGAGCUACGGGGGGAUGCUCAGCGCCUACAUGAGGAUGAAGUACCCCCACCUCGUGGCGGGGGCACUGGCGGCCAGUGCGCCCGUCCUGGCUGUGGCAGGUCUCUGCGACUCUUACCAGUUCUUCCAGGACGUCUCGGCGGACUUUGAGAGCCAAAGCUCCAAGUGUGCCCAGGGCGUGCGGGACGCCUUCCGGCAGAUCAAGGACUUGUUCCUACAGGGAGCCUACGACACAGUCAGCCACGAGUUCGGCACCUGCCAGCUGCUCUCCAGCCCGAAGGACCUGACCCAGCUCUUUGGCUUCGCCCGGAAUGCCUUCACUGUCCUGGCCAUGAUGGACUACCCAUACCCCACCGACUUCAUAGGGCACCUCCCUGCCAACCCCAUCAAGGUCGGCUGCGCCCAGCUGCUGAGUGAGAGUCAGAGGAUCAGGGGGCUCCGAGCACUGGCAGGGUUAGUGUACAACUCCUCGGGGACAGAGCCAUGCUAUGACAUCUACCUACAGUACCAGGCCUGUGCGGACCCCACAGGCUGUGGCUUAGGCCCUGAUGCCAAGGCCUGGGACUACCAGGCCUGCACCGAGAUCAACCUGACAUUUUCCAGCAACAAUGUGACAGACAUCUUCCCUGACCUGCCAUUCACCGAGGCCCUCCGCCAGCAGUAUUGCCUGGACACAUGGGGCGUGUGGCCCCGGCGGGACUGGCUGCAGACCAGCUUUGGGGGUGGUGACCUCAAAGCUGCCAGCAACAUCAUCUUCUCCAAUGGUGACCUGGACCCCUGGGCAGGCGGAGGGAUCCGGAGUAACCUGAGUGCAUCAGUCCUCGCCAUCACCAUCCAGGGGGGAGCCCACCACCUAGACCUCAGAGCGUCCCACCCAGAAGACCCUGUGUCCGUCCUGGAAGCACGCAAGCUUGAGGCCACCCUCAUCAGCGAGUGGGUCAAGGCAGCCAGACGUCAACAGUGGCUGCAGCUGGCAAAGCGUGGGGGACACAGAGCCUGAGGGGCGCUCCCCCAGCUAGGACCAGAGAGGACCCACAGGGUAGCAUCUCAGGAGAGAUUCCGGAGAUGACCUGCAGUCCAUCUUCCCAAACCUGGAACUCCUAAGCCCAGAGCUCAGCCCAGGCUGGCGGGGCUGGGGGCGGGGGGGUGGUCUUACCCAAGGGAGGGGCUGAACAAACGGCUGGCAGCCUGGCCAAUUGCAUCAUGUCCUGUCUGUGGUUUGCCUGGGAGGAGGGAGCCCAAUGCGGUGAAGCCAUGGUGCAUGACUUCCUAAAAUCAGCCACACAUUCAAUAAAACAGAAUCCUCAA